This is a messenger RNA of Aspergillus bombycis, 3732 nucleotides long. RefSeq names its product NAD-dependent histone deacetylase SIR2. Gene Ontology annotation, biological process: methylation. The transcript is spliced from 13 exons. Gene Ontology annotation, cellular component: cytoplasm. The record is from RefSeq and is a predicted model, not a curated record. Gene Ontology annotation, molecular function: NAD+ binding; protein binding; nucleic acid binding. The coding region runs from base 1 to 3732 and encodes 1243 amino acids. NCBI's taxonomy places the organism in Eukaryota, Fungi, Ascomycota, Eurotiomycetes, Eurotiales, Aspergillaceae.
AUGGGUAAACCCAGACCUCACAAAAAGAAAGCAUCCAAAUCCAAGUCCAAGUCCGUUCUCAGCGCUGGCGGCUCGGUCUCGAAACAGAAAAUGAAUGAAGAUCCUUCAAAGCUCCUCGAACAAGCGACCACACUCCUCCAGACAGGACAGCCAGAUGUAGCGCUUCCGGUCGCCCAACAGGCGCUCGAACUUGCGCCGGCCAAUUCGCCCGCCCAGCUUUCGGCCUUGAACAUCGUCGCGGAGAUUUACGUUGAGCUGGGAGAGAUUGAUGUUGCGAGACAGCAUUUCAUGCGCGCGGUUGAGCUGGACCCGACUGGCGCAAUUCCUGAAAGCCAGGGAGGUGGCGCUGAAAAGUUCAUGUGGCUUGCUCAAUUGAGCGAGCUUGGAGGCAAGGACAGUGUUCAAUGGUUUGAGAAGGGUGUUUCUUGUCUCCGGCAAGUUAUUCAACAGCUUGAACAGAGCCCAGGUCCUGCGGAAGCUAUUGAGUUGGAGGAGAAGAAACGGAAGAUGGCCAAUGCCCUAUGUGCUGUUGCUGAGAUCUACAUGACCGAUCUUUCGUGGGAAGAAGAUGCUGAAGCCCGUUGCGAAACUCUCAUUACAGAGGCUCUUUUGGUCAACUCAAAUGCACCGGAAGUGCUCCAAACUCUCGCCUCGAUCCGAAUCUCACAGCUGCGAACUGAUGAGGCUCGGGCGGCACUCACAAAAAGUCUCGAGCUAUGGAAGGACCUACCACCCGAGGACCCAAUAGUCCCUGACUUCGCCACAAGGAUCAGUUUGGCUCGUCUAUUGAUGGAGGUCACCAUGGAACUUGAAGCACUUGAAGUCCUAGAACGGUUGAUCUUAGAAGACGACCAGAGUGUAGAGGCCUGGUACCUUGGAGGAUGGUGUCUCUAUCUUCUCGCCGAGAAGAAGGAAGCGCCCAAGGAGGAAGAGCUGGACAGUGAAACUCCCGAGGCAAGACGCCAUGCUUCACUGGUCGCUAGCCGGGAAUGGCUGAAGCAGGGCUUGAUCCUCUACGAAUCGAUUCAAUACGAAGAUAAGCCGGUGUCGGAUAAAUCCGCUCCGACCGCUUUCCCCGGAGAUUCGCAGAGCCAAAUUUAUCCCGGCAGAUCGUACAUGCGCGUGGCGAAAAAUUCAAUGAUGGACCUUGUACCAGCGCCCGGCGGGGAGAGCUCUUCGUUGAAGAAUCCGGUGGUCGAAGUGGAAGCCGUCGAUAUGACCUCCGCGGAAGUGGAAGAGACCGUUGCGACAGAGAAUCCGGUCUCUGCGCAAGGCAAUAUAUCUCCGUCGGAAGAGGACUCAGAUAGCGGUGAAUCGGGAGACGAAUGGGAAACACAGUCACUCUAUGAAGACGCUAUCCAAGUCCUUCGUGACGAGCAACUGCGGGAAGGGGUCGUCCCUGAUGCUUGUACAUUAGACGAGGCCAUUGCAUUCCGAAAGCGCCUACAUGAAGUUGGCAAGGCCGCGUUCGUUGAGGAAACCAUUGCUCAGGACAAAAUCUCAACGAGUCUCGGUAUUCCGGAUUUUCGGUCCAAGGACACCGGACUCUACUCGCAAUUGGCGCAUUUGGGUCUCAGCGAUCCGCAGGAAGUUUUCGAUAUUCAUAUCUUCCGCGAUGACCCGAGCAUCUUCUACUCGAUUGCGAAGGAUAUUUUGCCUACUGAGAAGAAAUACUCGCCCACUCAUGGCUUCAUCCGGCUCCUGCAGGAUAAAGGAAAGCUCCUGACCAACUACACCCAGAACAUCGAUAAUAUCGAGGCGAAUGCAGGCGUUCUUCCCGAGAAGAUUGUGCAGUGUCAUGGUUCCUUUGCAACGGCCACGUGUGUUAAAUGCGAGUAUAAGGUGUCGGGUGAUGCGCUCUUCGAAGACAUCAGGAAGGGAAACGUUCCCGAAUGCACUUCCUGCCAGAAGGCGAUUGAGGAAGACUCUUUGAGGCCACAGGGGCAAAAGCGCAAACGUAGCACUAAUGGCACCCACAAGAGCCGGAAAUCCGAUGGGGACGAGAGCUCUGAAGAGGAAGACUACGAGCUCCCUACUCCCGGGGUGAUGAAGCCUGACAUCACCUUCUUUGGCGAAGAUCUUCCCGAUGAGUUUGGACAGCGCCUGAUUCGCCAUGACCGUGACAAAGUCGAUCUGGUCAUCGUCAUUGGUACCUCGUUGAAAGUGGCUCCUGUGGCAGAAGUGCCAGGCGUGCUGCCCCGUCAUGUGCCGCAGAUCUAUAUCUCUCGGACUGGUUGUCGGCGCAUAGCGACGGUGUUCGGUCAUAGGAUCUCUGGUCCCUGUCUAUUGAGGGACGGCGUACUGCCCGAGCAAGUCUGGUGGGCUUCGGUCAGCAUGGAAUAUGUGGUCCGCUUCGCGCAGGUCCACGAGACUUUUCGACGACCGGAGAUCGAGUCUCUGGCCGCUCUGGCCGGGAUUGAUUUGGAAAUCGUAUAUUAUGACCCAUUUUCACCAUACUGCGUAGUAAAACUGCCCAAUGAAGCAGAUGCACACACCCUGAUCGCACGCAGUAUCCUAGCAAAAGAUGUGUUCGAACUCUGGGGCCAAGGCACCAACUAUGAGGAAGUGCACGCCGACGUCCGCAGGCGGACACAGCACCGCUGGGAUGAGUUCCAGAAAGUGUCUUUCCGGUUCACUAUCGACUCCUUCUCCGGGAAGCGCAGUAUGGAGGCCAAGCGAGCCAUCAUCCAAUCGUUCGCGUAUCUGGGCUUCGACGGCCCCAUCCGGAUGAAGAAUCCCGACGAGGACUUCUGGGUCCUGGAAGACUUCGUUUCGGACAUUGAGAUCGCGACGAGAUCUCCCGGUGCAACACACGCCUACAGCGAUGUCCAGGAGCCCAGGAAGAUCUAUCUCGGUCGUUGGCUUGCUAACAGCAGUCGCGAUGUCGUCCUGAAAUACGACUUGAAGAAACGCCGGUAUAUCAGCACCACGUCGAUGGAUGCCGAGCUGAGUCUGGUCACGGCCAAUAUGGCCCACGCUGCCCCCGGAAGACUGUUCUAUGACCCUUUUGUCGGGACGGGCAGCUUCUGUGUUGCGGCGGCACAUUUCGGAGCCUUGACCUGUGGGUCGGAUAUUGACCCACGGAGUUUCAAGGGCAGGGAGAAGAAGGAGAAAGCGCCUAUGGGGCUGUUUACGAACUUCCAACAAUACGGCAUCGAGAGCAAGUUUAUGGAUGCGUUCUCGUCGGACCUGACGAACACACCGCUGUUGAAUCGUCAGUUCUUGGACGGUAUCGUCUGUGACCCCCCCUAUGGUGUCCGUGAAGGCCUUAGGGUUCUGGGAACUCGGGACGGUAGUGGUCGAGAAGAGGUGAUCAUCGAUGGUGUUCCAGCGCAUUAUCGACCGGGUUACAUCCCUCCUAAGAAACCGUACGGCUUCGAAGCCAUGCAGAACGAUAUUCUCGCCUUUGCGUCCAGGACCCUCGUCACCGAUGGCCGUCUGUGCAUGUGGAUGCCCACCUCCAUCGACGAGGAUGUGGAGCUGCUCAUUCCCAUGCAUCCACACUUGGAGGUUGUCAGCGUUUCCGUGCAGCCGUUCAAUCAAUGGUCCCGCCGAUUGAUCACCUACCGACGACUACCCGAGGGGCAGGUCUCAGACAUCUCCAAGGCACGACAGAAGGGCGAUUCGGAAGGAAUCAGCGCGGAUGAUCUGAAUGCGUUCAGGAGAAAGUACUUCACGAAAAACCCCAACAAAAGGUCCGAGAAAGGCAGCCCUGCACCGCAACAAAGCUGA